GAAUUGUUUUUCUGGAAAUCACUGGAUUUAAGGAAAUGGGAAAGAUUUGGUCCAAAUCUUCACCACCUUCACCUUCUCCAGAAUUUGAAAAGCCAUGGAGGACAAUAAAUUGGGACACAAAAGAACUCCUGAAAUCUGAAUUACGCGAGAUUCCUCUUAACUGUCCAGAACUCAGCCAUUUCAGAAUACUGCUUUAUGGACAAGUUGGAGCUGGAAAAUCCUGCUUCAUAAACUCUGUACUAAGCGUCUUCAAAGCAAAAAUAAUAAACAAGGCAGACGAGGAGUCAUCUGGAGGGAAAAGCUGUACAAGAAAAUUUAAAACGUACAAGAUCACUGAUGUAAACGGUCCGGUUUUGCCUUUUGUCAUCAAUGAUGUUAUGGGUUUGGAAGGUUCUGAGGAAAAUGGAAUUCAUCCUGAUGACAUCAUUAAAGCCCUGAAGGGUCACGUUAAAGAAGGUUAUACGUUUAAUCCAGUUUCUCCACUGAAUACGGACAACCCAGACUACAUAAAAGAACCCAGUCCAAAUGAUAAAGUUCACUGUUUGGUGACUGUAAUGGCUGCAGACUCCAUCUCCCUAUUAGAUAAAGAGGCCUUUCAAAAGAUGAUAAGAGUCAGAAAGGAAGCUCUUUCUUUGGGUAUCCCUCAUGUGGUUCUGAUGACAAAAAUAGACACAAUCACCCCCCUGGUUAAGGAGGAUCCAAGCAAGGUUUACACAAGCAGGAAAAUUAAACAAAAGAUGGAGGAGUGCAGCCAAACACUUGGUCCACCAACAAAAUGCGUCUUUCCUGUCAGUAACUAUUAUGAAGAAAGUGAAACAAAUGACAAAAAAGAUGUACUUAUUCUGACGGCAUUAAAGGGAAUUGCAGACAUUGUUCAAAAUUACUUCGAAAAUGAUAACAUGUAAAUUACCUGCUGAUGUAUUUUUUAUAUAAUUUUUUUUUAAGGAAUUAGGAUUUAGAGCUGUUUUGACCACUUUUCAUAUGUAUUAUUGUGAGUAUCAGUGACCAACUAACAACAAACUGUUAACAUGUCAUCAAUGGUGUUCUUUUGUUUUUGAUUUGUUUGUAUUAAGGCACUUGCUGUUUUUCUAUUUACUUUUUCUAUUCGCUAUAAACACUAUACAGAUCAAAAUAAAUUGAAAAAACUGAA
Messenger RNA from Silurus meridionalis, 1150 nucleotides. RefSeq names its product interferon-induced protein 44-like. NCBI's taxonomy places the organism in Eukaryota, Metazoa, Chordata, Actinopteri, Siluriformes, Siluridae. The record is from RefSeq and is a predicted model, not a curated record. The coding region runs from base 36 to 905 and encodes 289 amino acids. The transcript is spliced from 7 exons.